GGUGAAACUUCCGGCUCCAACGGCUUGGGGUUUAUGCUGACGGAGCGGAGCGAGCAGCGCCAGGAUGGUGCUGCUGGAGAGUGAGCAGUUCCUGACGGAGCUGACCAGGCUCUUCCAGAAGUGCCGGUUGUCGGGCAGCGUGUUCAUCACCCUGAAGAAGUAUGAUGGUCGAACUAAACCCAUUCCAAGGAAGGGUUCUGUGGAGGGCUUUGAGCCCUCAGACAACAAGUGUCUGUUAAGAGCUACUGAUGGGAAAAAGAAGAUCAGCACUGUGGUGAGCUCCAAAGAAGUGAAUAAGUUUCAGAUGGCUUAUUCAAACCUAUUGAGAGCUAACAUGGAUGGGCUGAAGAAGAGGGACAAAAAGAGCAAGAGUAAGAAGAGCAAAGCAGCGCAGUGAAGGGCACUGGCUUUCCCGCUUUCACCAGUUAACCACUGAAUUGCUAUUUUUCCUUUGGUUUUUACUUUUGGCCACAAAGCUGGGUUUCUGAUUCCCCUACAAUAACUGUUUUCAUGUGAGAUUAGGGUCAUUUUUGGAUGGAAGAAGGGCUGCAGUGUUUACAGGGUAGUUACAAGAAGCCAGUUUAUUUUAUAUCUGGCUAAGUGGUUUGUGUUGUAUGGUUGUAUGUUUCUGGAUAAUAGUUUACAGUCUCUGUAGCCGUCUGUGAAGAGCAAUGUAUCAUUAAACCUGUAUUUAUCAGUA
Messenger RNA from Physeter macrocephalus (sperm whale), 700 nucleotides. RefSeq names its product signal recognition particle 14 (gene SRP14). Gene Ontology annotation, biological process: SRP-dependent cotranslational protein targeting to membrane. The transcript is spliced from 5 exons. Gene Ontology annotation, cellular component: signal recognition particle, endoplasmic reticulum targeting. Gene Ontology annotation, molecular function: endoplasmic reticulum signal sequence receptor activity; 7S RNA binding. NCBI's taxonomy places the organism in Eukaryota, Metazoa, Chordata, Mammalia, Artiodactyla, Physeteridae. Bases 65 to 397 code for a protein of 110 amino acids. The record is from RefSeq and is a predicted model, not a curated record.